Molecule: messenger RNA, 1824 nt
Organism: Selaginella moellendorffii
Lineage: Eukaryota; Viridiplantae; Streptophyta; Lycopodiopsida; Selaginellales; Selaginellaceae
Product: pentatricopeptide repeat-containing protein At4g02750-like
Exons: 3
Coding region: 1-1824 (607 amino acids)
Biological process (GO): RNA modification
Molecular function (GO): protein binding; RNA binding
Source: RefSeq, a predicted model, not a curated record
AUGCUUUGGUCGAACUCGUUGGAGCUCGGAGGUUUGAAAAGCAAAAACCUUCACUCGUGGGCUCUCGUGGUCUCGUCCCUCAUCAAAAGCGGAGACAUAAAGGCCGCAAAGUCGGUCUUUGAUUCCAUGCCCGGGUGGAAUGUCGUGGUGUGGAAUAUGCUCCUUUGCGCAUAUGCCCGCCGUGGGCAUAUACUGGAAUGUACAAACAUCUUCAGUCUUAUGGCAGAAAGGAACAUCAUUUCCUGGAAUGCCUUGCUUCUCCUUUAUAGAACCACUGGCGAAAUUGAUCAAUCGAAGGUGAUAUUUCAGAACAUGCCAGAGCAUAACGUAGUAUCAUGGACAAUUUUGCUAUCGGCAUAUGCCCGAUUAUGGGAUCUGGAGAGUGCGAGACAUGUUUUUGAUUCCAUGCCCGAGAGGUCUCUCGUCUCCUGGACGGCGAUGCUCGAAUGUUAUGUCCAGAGGGACGAGAUGGAACUAGCGAGAAAGGUUUUUGACGACAUGCCCGAGCGUGAUCUCUUCUCGUGGACGUCCAUUCUCUGCGGGUACGCGAAGCUGGGAGAUGCCCGCGCCGCGAGAGAGCUCUUGGAUCGAAUGCCCCUGGGAGACGUCGUCUCGUGGAGCUGCGUGAUCGAGGCACUCGUGAGGGACUCUCAGAUUUCUAGAGCUCGCGAGAUCUUCGACAGUCUCCCGGUGUGUGAUCUUCAUUGCUCCAAUGUGAUGCUUGCAGCGUAUGCCCAAAGAGGAGAUCUAGAGGAGGCGAAAGCAUUGUUUGAUCGCAUCCUUUUGAGAAACUGUUUCACUUGCACUUCUAUGCUAGAUGCAUUUUCUAAGUCUGGAAGAACCAUUGAAGCGAAGACUUUUUUUGAUAAUUUUAUGCCUGAGUGGAGCUUAGUUUCCUGGAACACCAUGCUUUCAGCAUUUGCCUUGAGUGGUCAUUCGGAGGACGGACAAAGGUUCUUCGAUUCGAUGCCGGAGAAAACGUUGGCCUCCUGGAAUUCUCUACUGGAUGCUUACACUCAUGCUGGGAACGUUUCGGCUGCUAAAGAGAUCUUUGAUAGAAUGCUAGAGCGGGAUAAAUUCUCGUGGAACUCACUGCUCACUGCGUUCUCCCAAAAUAACUACGUGGAUGAGAGCAAAGAACUGUUUAACAGCAUGAAGAUCGUUGAAUCACCAGACCAGGUAUCAUUCCUGUCAAUCCUCCACACUUGCAGCCACACCGGAAAUCUCAGCGAUGGAAGAUCACACUUCGGGUCAAUGAGUCUGGAUUUCAGCUUGGAGCCCACCAAGCACCACUUUUGCUGCAUGAUCGAUCUGCUCGCAAGAUCCGGUUACCUGCACCAAGCGUGGCAUCUGCUGGAAACCACGAAUUCUACCAGUGAAGCCGGCUGGACGAGUUUUCUGGGAGCAUGUCGAAACUUCCGCAAUCCUGGGCUGGCUAAGCUCGCCACAGGCUCCAUUCUCAACAUGAAUGUAGGCAACAGGGCAGCUUACGAUUUGUACUUAAGGUUUAUGGCAUUUUCGCAUUUUCGUUGGGGUUUUGCUCGGGAGGAGUUGGCGGUCCAGGUUAGAACGAUUGCCAAUCUUGUUUGCGCAAUAGCUGACGAGAAAGGUGGCAAUCCCACUCGCAGUGCACGCCUUUUGGAGCGGUUUAUCCUCGGCGACCACAUCCCAGGCGACGUGCUACGUACCACAAAUGGCUACACCGACAUUGAGGACAGCGGACCUCUGCUUGUGAGGGAUCACUAUAGCACCUUCUUGGCGAUGAUCCGGGACAGAUUCUACUGCAUACUCAGCCGCCGCUGCUGCAAGGUGGUCGGCCCAUGA